Messenger RNA from Saccharomyces paradoxus, 1572 nucleotides. It is a transcript of the gene SPO23, whose product is annotated as Spo23p. The transcript has a single exon. Bases 1 to 1572 code for a protein of 523 amino acids. NCBI's taxonomy places the organism in Eukaryota, Fungi, Ascomycota, Saccharomycetes, Saccharomycetales, Saccharomycetaceae. The record is from RefSeq and is a predicted model, not a curated record.
AUGUUGUUUUCGACUUCAUCUUCGUCACUUAAUUCCGAAGUUUCACAGGUGUUCUCGGAAAAUAUACCAAGUAGAUCCACUACUCUCACUGAGAAUUCUACACAAAGCCAAAUAAAACAGCAUUUGGGAAGUGAAGGCGUCACUAGUGAAUUGCCGAAAAAAUUAAUUCAGUUGAAGAAAUUAAAAAACGGCGGUACUACAAUCAAAAAGGCUAAGGAAGAUCUCGAGUAUUGUUACGAUUCGCUACGGCUGUACGAAAAUCCCUAUGUAAAAUCUUCUGUAGAUAGAAAAUGUGGUUACAGUAUUGAAUUGUUUUUGGAUAAUAAGUACAAAACAUUAAUGUUCUCUGAUUUACAAUUGAAUGCUGAAUAUCCGUUGUAUUACGAUUCAUCGUUGGAUAAUAUCUCGACAAAUAAUGAAAGAGAAAGUGUAACUCCUUUACAAAUAAAGGGAAAGAUUAGGAUAAAUAUUGAUAGGGAAGAUCACGCACUUUUAAUUACUUCCCAUUCAAUCUCUGUGAAAUGUUUCACCAAGGAAUAUGCAUGUUUUGUUGAUUCAGAAACCGGCAAAGACUCCAGCAAUAACAAAAUUAUCAGAGAACUUAAUCACACAGGGUUUUUUGAAUCUUCUACUUACCCUAAACAGCAGUUGAAAGUCAUUCAUCACUCAUUAAAUGACAAGAAAAUUUUAUUGACAAAAGGGACGUACGAUUACCCAUUCACUUUUACCCUUCAAGCUAACACUUUCCCAGCCAGUUUCUCUUCCUUCUUUGGCAAGACCCACUUUCGAAUAGAAAGCUCCACAUCAAUAAUGAGAAUACCAAAUAAGCCCAAAAACAUACUCAAGUUUUUAAAGAAUGAAAAUAUCACAGAUAAAAUCAUUUUAACAGAGGAAAUUAAAGUUAAAAGAGUACUUCCUUCAACGAGUAUGCUCAAAUUUGAAACGUUUCAAUUAAGGUCGUACAAUACUGCAAGUGAUGUGGUAGUAUCUGUCAUUGGAAAUUCCAAGUUGAUUGAAAUUGGUAUGCCUUUCCAAAUGAUAUUGUCAAUUGCAAAGACAGAUUCUUCAAUUGAGUUACAGGAUGCCUCCUUGACAGUUGCACAGAGAAUGGCAAUACCAAGUAUUGAUUCGAAAACCAAGAAAAUACUGCGGGAGCCUUACAUUAAAAAGUCCGAGUACUUAUUAAGAACUGUGGAGAGCCAAAGUUUCGAUUCUGACAAGACUAUCUUUGGGUUUUGCUUUGAUGACGUCGUUAUUCCAGACUAUGCGGAUGGUCUACCGAGUUGGUUUAAAACAUUCUACUGUGAGCCAAGUUCGUUUUAUCCCAAUUAUGCUGCCCUCAAAGUGACUCAUUUACUCUUGUUCAGGAUAAACUAUAGCAGGAACGAAUUGGCGGAAGGGUUUGAAGUGCGUAAAAACUAUCGAAUUACAGUAAAUUUCCCGAUUUUGGUUGGCGAUAGUGAUAUUUCAACUAGCUCUUUGUUACCCAAAUACGAAAAAUUUGAAAGUAUUAGUGAUUUACGAGAUGAACCGCCACUAUAUUCUAUGGUAGCAGGUACGAAUGGCUUGUGA